UUCUGCAAAGAUAAGCCGUGGGGCUCAACAUUAACUACAGAGUCCAUCCUUUCCAGGGAGGUGCUGGAUAUCAGAAGGGUUCUGGUGCAAAGUCUGGCGCAGAUCCGACACUAUGAGGGCAGCAGAUCAGAGCCGCGGUCUUCAGCCUCUCCACUGAACCGUCAAAAAGAGAAAAUGGGAAGUGCGAGUGAAGACCUGCUCGUCACACUCCAGAUCUUGCCCGGCUUCUUCUCCAACUGUCUCUUUCUGGCUCUGUACGACUCCGUAGUGCUGGUGAAGCGCGUCGUAGCCCUGCUGAGCCGGUCGCGCUCCGCCGGCUGCGGAGAGUGGCGCCGCAUGCUGACAUCCGAGGGGCUGCGCUCCAUCUGGAACAGCUUCCUGCUGGACGCCUACAAACAGGUGAAACUUGGCUGUGAGGCACCGAACUCCAAGGUGGUGAAGGUUCCUGAUGGACCUCGGUGGAGCAGCACUGUUGUCCCAUAUGGGUCAAGGAUCCAGACUGGAGGUGAAUGUCGCCUUCUGGAUUUUGAGUCAUCAGAUCGCCCUCUGGUGGUGAACUUUGGGUCGGCCACCUGACCCCCAUUCAUCAGCCACUUGCCUGCCUUCCGGCAGCUCGUGGAAGACUUCAGCGACGUGGCUGAUUUCCUGUUGGUCUAUAUUGAUGAGGCCCAUCCUUCCGAUGGCUGGGUGGCCCCUCCCAUGGGGCCCUGUUCUUUCAGUUUCCGAAAACACCAGAACCUUGAGGAGAGAAUAGGAGCUGCACGCCAACUCAUCGAUCACUUUUCCCUACCGCCACAGUGCCAGCUAGUGGCUGACUGCAUGGAUAACAAUGCCAACGUGGCUUACGGGGUGGCAAAUGAACGGGUCUGCAUAGUGCACCAAAGGAAGAUCGCCUACCUGGGAGGAAAGGGACCGUUUUUCUACAACCUGAAGGAUGUGAGGCAGUGGCUGGAACAGAGUUACGGCAGACGGUAGGAGUUAUGAAUGACAUGACAGAGGACACGUGAAAACAGAGCUUCUUGGCUUUGUAUAAGGUAAACUGAAAAAGGUUUGUCAUAAAGAUGUCAGCCAUUGGGCUCUAAACAACUAUUUCCUGGAACUGCAGAGCACUUUUUUUGUUUUCGUACACACCGAGUGUGUUUUGUCCGCGUUUGUACCGAUUUGCUGCUGAAAAACCUGUUUUAAGAAGAAAAACACAAAUUUCCAAAUUUGAAAAUAUUUAAAAAAGAUUUUGUGAUUAUUUUUAGAAGGAUUGUAUAUUUUUUACAUCUUUGUUAGAUGUUUUUUGCACUAUUCCAACAAGUCAACUUUUAUCUGCAUCUUUACCUUCUUGCUUUUCCAUGCAGGACAUGCUGCAGCAUUGUUCUCAAUCAUGUUUUGAUAUAAAAUCAAAAUAGAUUUAAUGUGGCAGAAAUUUGACUCAAUGUGGUAUUUCCUUUUCAUCUCAUUGUUAUUUUAAAAGGGGUUCUUUCUUACAAUAACUGCAUGCAGAGGACAUUAUUCCAUUGGUUUAAAAAAAAAAUCUAGGUUAGGGCCACAGGUCUUCAUGUAUUGUCUGUAUUUUAUUUCCUAGUUCCACUACUUUAAUACCAGCUCAGGGAUUUAGGACGGCAAUUGUGUGUUUUUGGUUUCAUUCCAUGUGAGCUUAACUAAAACAUAAAGCCCAGUUUUAAUCUUAUCUGGCAAUUAAAACUUUCCUCCAGCUGACAUGAUGCUUUGCUGUGUUCACUAACUUUUAGAAACACUUCUACCUGCCUUGCUGUUUUGGAGAGAUUCCCACAGUUCGAAUUAUGCAGAAAGUUCAGGCUUUUGAAAUACCUCAAUGCUGAGAAUUACAUUUGGACUAGACUUGAUUUUGAGGAUCAUCUUAAAAAAAGCUGCUUGUAAUUGGCAUUAUUUAGGCAUAAUAAAAGCUUUUGGUACAUUUACUCAUCAGUAAUAGGUUUUACCACACUUUUAUUUGACUAAGGGGCUCCUUUUAAAUUAUUUGUCUUUUGAAUGAUUGCUGGGGGUUUGGAAAGAGAUUUGGUCAAACUUUGAUGUUACAGCAUUACAUUAAGGUAGAUACAACUUACCACUUUGUAACAUUUCAACUGUGGACGAAGACACUGCUGCGGCGCAAAAAUCCGUCUAACAGUAGGUGAUCUUUACAGGGUGUUGGUGAGGUCAGGCAAGCAUGAAGAAGUCAGUGUGCUCCCAGUUAGAGAAGAAUGGAUCACAGUAAGUCAUGGAGGGUUUUGAGCAUGCAUGAAAAGUCAGAAUAGAAUAGAAACAGCUUUUAUUGUCCAGCAAAGGGGAAGUCAGGGGGAUAACAGCAGGAGCAGAUAUAAAGGUUUACUCAAAAAGUGAACAGAAGCAAGUUUUUCAGUUUAUUAAUAUGGUGGGAAAUUUGUAGCUAGUAUUUUCUGCCAAGCAAAACCCAAAAUGCCAUUGUUAUUUAGGUGAUGGUCAUCAAAUAUAAAGUUUAACAUAAGUUCUUUAGAAUAACUUUAAAAGAUGAUAUAUUUUUAUUAUUAUUUUCUAGCAGCACUUCUUACUGUCCCUGUGAUUUCAGUGCUGAACAUUUAUGAUGAUGAAUUGAGUUGUCCCAGAUCUACUUCCUCCUACUCCUGUUUUCAGCCAACAAUUCUCCAAGAAUAUUUUUAGUUUCAUAAGGGAAUUCACGGGGAUUUAAGGUGCUGGGGUAUUUAUUUGAUCAGUCUUUUUGCAGUUGUUGUAUGGCACAUAUUGAUUUGACCAAGGCAUAAUGAUUGGGACAAGAUAUAUUGUUUUGCUCUACUAUCUAAAUCCUCAUCAUUGAUUAAAUAAAAUGGCAUUUUGCUGGAUUUCAGAAAAAAAAAAACAUGUUAGUCUGUAAAGAUUAAACUAAAACCAUUUAUAAACAGGUACGUUAUUUUUAAAGAUACACCAAUAAAUUUGAUCCAAAGAUUAUAAAUGUUCAAGGUUCCACACAAAUUAGCUAAGAAAGUCAGAAUUUUACAUUUAUUUAUUACAGGCAAUAUAGCUAACAACUCUAGUCUAAAAAACAUAGGUACUUUGAUCCAUUGUUAUUGAAUUUACUACACAUCUAAUAAAAGUUUAUAAUAUAUGCUAUGAUUCAUAAAUGGGGUUAAUAUUUUUCUUCCAAAAUUCUGUAUUGGGUUCAAUGCUACAAUCACUAUCAAAAAGUGCUAUUUUUGUGUGUUGCAGUUCUCAGAAUUAGCAGGUGAGGCCAUAAAGAAAACUAGGAAUCGGUAUCAGUAGAAAUCUGAUCAGUCAAGCUUUUAUUCUUAUUUCAACAUCUCCAAACAUUCACAACAUGCAAAUAACUUCUGGACUGCUUCAGUAUUGAUACAACUAGAAGUAUGAUUUACUCUGCAGAUCUUUGCAUGACUGGGCAUGGUUGCUAUGAUGCUACAGAGUAAACAGCGCUGCAAUAGACUGACAUCAGAUGAAAUAUUUGUUCUGUAUUGUGGAACAGAAAAGCACUUGGAAUUCUUGAGGAAACAAGAAAAAAAAUCUUUUGAAGGACAAAAAAGAAAAGAAGCCCAGAUACCUUUUGUUUUAGCACUUUUGCAUUAAAGGGGUCACAGGAUUAGUUUGAAAGCCACAUUAAAUCUAUUUUGUUUCAGAGAAAGAUUUACCAAGGCAUGCAAAUUUUUUCCUGUUUGUUGGAGAUAAACCACAGUUUAUCAGGACUAUCUGUUUUUACCUCUUUAAAUUACACUUGUUCAGGUGUAUGAGAUGUGACAAUCAUUUCAGGUUUAAAAGGGACAUCAAAUUCUUCUAAACUCUUUUGUUAAUAGCUCACUUUAUGGGGUUUUAGGGAGGUUUAGAAAGUGACAAUGUUACUUUUUGCUUCAGGAUCAGACAUACUGCCAAAUAACCAUAACAAGAAAAAACUUUUGCACUAACCUGUCUACCAACGCCUCCUACACUACAUGAAAACUGACUCAUUAACUGAUCCAUAGCUUUGUAAAUUGGCCUGCAAGAUCACAGAUAGAGACAUAUAUGGAUGCAACUCAUGCUACCUUCAUAGAACAUUUUAAUGUUUUGCAGGAUGUCUUAAAGAUGACUGGAUUGCUGCAAAUGUUUUAGUCAGGUGAGGGUGAUUUGUAUUCCAGCGACAGAAACCCGCUUCCUCAGUUAGGUUGAAAAAGUUUAAUCUAGGAUGCAAUAAAAACCAGCAAGCUUACAGGUUCAGAAUUCCCUUUCUUCAGCUCCUAAUGUAGAAUUUGUACCUGUACAUAAAAGAGAUUUUUUUAUGUAUUCUCUACAUGUUAGGAUGGAUGGAUAGACGGCAGAAAUGAAGGAAUAUAAAACAAAACCAGGCAGAAUUGUUUUUUUCCGGACAGAUGGUUUGAUCUGCCCACAGUGAUAAAGAUGUGCAAAUGAAAACCUUUGACGAAAGAGUCAGUGGCUCAGUCUCUGGUUGGAUAAUAAACAACACUUUGUCAUCAUGUCGCAGGUUCAUUGCAUCUGUUUUUAUUUUCAAGUUCUGUCUCGUGUUACAGUCUCAUGCAGACAGCUCUGGUUUCCAUCUCUGUUUAAGUGUAACACUUAUUUUUAUAUGUAAAAUGGGGAAAAGUCCAGUGGUAAAAAAUAAAGUUUAAUGUUUGAUUUGAAAA
This is a messenger RNA of Gambusia affinis (western mosquitofish), 4607 nucleotides long. It is a transcript of the gene dio2, whose product is annotated as iodothyronine deiodinase 2. Gene Ontology annotation, molecular function: thyroxine 5'-deiodinase activity. The record is from RefSeq and is a predicted model, not a curated record. The transcript has 2 exons. Lineage: Eukaryota; Metazoa; Chordata; Actinopteri; Cyprinodontiformes; Poeciliidae.